GUGCACUGUGCCGCACACGUGAAGGAAGAGGAGCAACGUGAGCAGAGCCGGGUAUGGGGGAGUUCAAGGUGCACCGUGUCCGCUUCUUUGACUAUGUGCCGUCCGGCGUGUGCUGUAUGGCGUACUCUGAAGAGACGGAGAGGCUCGCUGUGGCUCGCAAUGACGGAUCUGUGGAGGUUUACAACUUUCCUGCCAACUACUACCAGGAGACGGUUAUUCCCGGUGAUGAUCGAAGGUCCACGCAGUCCAUAUGCUGGGCCCCUGGUGGCCGGCUCUUCUCUGCCGGUCUGAAUGGGGAGAUCAUCGAGUAUGAUCUGACGAAGCUCUGUGUUAAAUAUUCUCUGGAUGCUUUCGGAGGACCCAUCUGGGGCAUUGCGGCCAGUCCCAGUGGCACCCAACUUGCCGUUUGCGGUGAAGAUGGCUCCGUCAAGCUGUUCAACAUCAGCCCCGAGAAGAUUGUCUUCGAGAAAUCCUUGAACCGGCAGAAAGAUCGUAUCCUGUGCCUGGCUUGGCAUCCUUCUGGAUCUCAGAUUGUCACUGGUUCUGUCAAGGUCAUCAGAGUAUUUAGUGUUACAUCAGGUCAUCUUCUUCACAGACUGAAGGUGGACCGCCGGCCAUUGAAUGUACAGAAUCGUGAGUGCGUUGUGUGGAGCGUGGCCGUCCUGUCCUGCGGAGAAGUCGUCAGUGUGGAUUCCACAGGAAAACUCCAGUUUUGGGAAUUGGACAACGGAACGCUUAUCCGCACCUACAACGUGACGAGCUGUGACGCCCUAAGCCUGGCGGUGAACCAGACUGAGGAUAGCCUGUUGGUGGGCACGGCUGAAGGGCUCAUUCUCCAGUUCCAACGUUUGCCCACUCAGGCGGGGAAGCCAGAGCAACAGUGGGUUCGCACAAAGCCAUUUCGAUAUCACACCCAUGAUGUAAGGGCUGUGGCGCACGGCAGCACCGCUCUCAUCUCUGGAGGUGUUGAUGGCCACAUUGUCUCACGACCUUUGAUGGAAAAGGUGCAAAAUAAAUCCUAUGAAGCUGCUCUGAGAAAAAUCACGUUUCCUCAUCGCCAUCUUGUAUCCUGUGCCCAAGCCUCCCGACUGCUUCUGUUCCAGUUUCCAGGACAUCUAGAGCUGUGGCGACUGGGACAGACGAAUGAAUCGGGAAUCGAUGGUGACCUUCUUAAUGUAAGCAAGGAGCAAGAACUUCUUUUGCAGCUGAAGAGAAAGGGCUCUGAGUGCAUCCGCUGCAGCACCAUCUCCCGCUGCGGUUCAUGGGUCUCUUACGCCACGUCUUCCCGUCUGUUCCUUCAUAGGCUUCAUUAUGAUAAGGAUAAUCUAAGAAUCAGCCGGGUUCCCAAAGUGCCUCAGCUCCAGGCUCUGCAGCUGCUCUUCUCUCCUGACUCCAAGCGGCUCUAUGUGGGCUCAGAGGGGGGACGUGUCCAUGUCCUGGAGCUGUCGGAGGGCGCGUGCCAGCACAGUCGCACACUAGAGCGUCUGUCAGGUUCUUCCCACCCUGUGCAUCUGUUGGCUGCGAGUUCAGAUGGGUCCCUACUGGCCGUGGCCUCUGCAAAUGCUCAGAUUGAUAUAUAUGAUGUGAAGAAGCUAAAAUACGAAUGCUCAGUACCUCAAUACAGUUGUACUCCUGCAGCCAUCAGAAUCCAUCCGUCCACUAACAACCUGGUGAUUGCUUACCCCGACCAGCAGGUGGGUUCUUUCAGCAUUGCUCAAAAGCAGUACACAGACUGGAGUCGAAAAGUCAUGCAGCGCGGCCUCCAUCGGGAUUGGGUUGAGCGCGAUACUCCCAUCACUGGCAUCGCUUUUAACCCCGCGAGGCCUGAACACAUUCUUUUGCACGAUAACUACAUGUUCUGUGUCCUGGAUAAGUCUCUGCCUCUGCCUGAUGAUAAAACCCCUCUGGUGAACCAGAACUCACUGAAGCAGCUGUCAGAGAGUGCGAGGAGAAGUCAUGCGCAUGCCUUCAAAAUAACCAAAAGGUUUCAGCCCUUGCUUUUCAUGGACUUGCUGGACGAUGGGGAUCUGGUCCUGGUGGAGCGGCCGCUCGGUGACAUCCUGCCUCAGCUGCCUCCUCCAAUGAAACAGAAGAAGUUUGGAACAUAGAAACUCCUUCCCAGAUUCUCUACUCAGAUUUAUCUUUUAUAAUCCGAUGGUUUUAUUGUAAUGGGGGGGGCAGAGGGCCCGGAUUGUUUGUAACACCACAGAUUGGACUGGAAAUAAAUGGACGUUGGUGUGGCAGCGCUCAAAACACCAGGAAUGGACCCAGUUUAUGAGGUUGCAUUUUUUACAGGACUGAAAAUGUCAUUUUUUUUGUCCAUUUCCCACUUUGAAUAUAUAUUAUGAU
Molecule: messenger RNA, 2349 nt
Organism: Bufo gargarizans (Asiatic toad)
Lineage: Eukaryota; Metazoa; Chordata; Amphibia; Anura; Bufonidae
Gene: UTP4
Product: UTP4 small subunit processome component
Exons: 17
Coding region: 54-2108 (684 amino acids)
Biological process (GO): maturation of SSU-rRNA from tricistronic rRNA transcript (SSU-rRNA, 5.8S rRNA, LSU-rRNA)
Cellular component (GO): t-UTP complex; small-subunit processome; 90S preribosome
Molecular function (GO): protein binding; RNA binding
Source: RefSeq, a predicted model, not a curated record